GUAUUUAUUACAGGAAGCAGGAUCACAGCUGCUUCCUUUCAUGAGUUAAAUCAGUUUAAUGCUGCUUAUGCUUCUUGCAAACACUAAAGAGUUUAUCGGAGGCAUUAAUACGAGGAUGUGACGCAUGCGCUGUAGGCAUGUCUGCGCUAAUGGUGGAACGCAGGAGCCGCGGGCGGAGUCAGGCUGUUUGCAUGUUAAAAGCAUGUAGCUUUUUCUUCAUUGGUCCAUGCCGUCAGGAUGCUGAGCAUAUUGACGCCGAGCAGGCGGGGCCAAGGAGGCUGACAAGCGGGAUGCUCCACUCCAGCAGCCGAUGAUGCGGAGGAAGCAAAUAUUCAAUACAUUGAAUUAGAAAAGAUACAUUUUAGUUUUUCUGUCGAAGUGGUCCUGCCGCUUGGUGACGUAAUCAUCCUCGCCAUCUGCGCUGCGAUGCUGAGACGACGUGACGCUCCACGGAGGGGUCGAGGGCCGAGUGAAAGCUGAUGAUAUGCGGGGAACGAGGCCCACAGGACGUACUGAAGGGGAACAAAGCACCGGUUCAAUCAACGUUUUGCACACUGGCAGCCAAAGAUGGUGGACCCCUGCGAGGCCGAGGAGCAGACCAAGUCCAUUGGCCCCCCACUCUGCACCCCCACGCUGGCCUCUGAAGACCACCGCUUGCCAGAUCAGGCCGAUGGCGCCACCACAGAGGAGGAAGGAGACGCUUGCUUUCAGACACCGCCCUCAGGCAGCUGUGAGCCGAGCCCCUGUCACGUCGCAUCCGUGGCGGUUACAGACAGCUCAGUUCCAGACGGCUCGGUUCAGGUGGCGGUUCAGCCUCAACCGUCACAGCCCGAUGACGAUCUGUCUCCCAAAUUGCACCUGGAUCUGUACAACUUUGACUCCCCGGCUGCUGAGGGCAGCCGCUAUGUGCUGACCAGCCCUCGCUCCCUGGAGGCGUGCGCCCGCUGCAGCGUCAAGCCUGUUGAGCUGCUGCCCCGCCCGCUCUCAGACUUCGCUCGCGAGGCACCGGGUCGCUCCAUGCGGGUGGCAACUGGCCUAUUUGAAGUGUACGAGAGGGAGCGUCACACCAAGCUGAGGCACUGCAGGGAGGAGAGGGAGCGCAUCAUCAGGGAGGAGAAAAGGAGGGCCAUGCAGGCGGCAGUCAAUAGCUGUGCUGCCUCUUCCUCGAUGGAGCAGCACCAAGUUUUCUCUGGUUCCUCUCAGCCUCCUAAACCUGUGACCUCCAGUUCUGAUUUUGGAUCCACCCCUCAAGUACCAGCAUCUAAAGCAGGAACACCUCUCGAAUCUAAAGUUCCUGGAUCCACCAAAGCAGGCUUCUUGGGUCCCAAGCAGUCCUCAUCCUCGUAUGAACAAGCUAAAACCACAAGACCACUGUCAAGUGGUCCUCCAACGGUAGUCCGGAAGCCCUCUGGCAGCAAAUCCUCAAACACUUUCCCCAGACCGACAUCGAAACCCCCAACCUUCGUUCGAGCCAAGUCCACCUUGACGUCAUCAGUGUCGAAACCUCACAGCGCCGGCACGCCACUUAACGGUGGGUUCUCCAAGCACAAUGGACACUUCCAUCCGAAAGUGCGAGUUAAAAGUCACUCCAUGGAGUCCCUGCAGAGAAGGAUGGAGCCCUCCUCCACCUCUAACACUACAACUUGCACCUCCUCAGAGUCUGGCGCAUCAUCGUCAUACAGUUGGGACGGUCCGAGGGACCACUGGGCCAAAACGUCCAGCCCCCGCGCUCGGACCUUGGCCACUUUCAACUCCCUGAUGGGCCGCAGCCUCAGCCUGGGUGACCUGAGCCACUCCCCUCAGACCACGCAAAAGGUGGAGCGCAUCGUCAAAGAGGUGAAGCGGAGAGGCCUGAACGCCGUGUCGGAGCGCGACCGCAAGAUCGCAGCGUUGAUGCUGGCCAGGUAUCAGGAGGAGGACAUUAUGAGCCAGACCCGCUACGUGGCCCAUCUCCAGUGGGACAGCGAGCGCAGGAUGGAGGAGCUGCGGCGUGAGCAGGAGGAGCGGGACAAGCAGCGGGCAGUCAUGGAGUACCAGCGCUUGUGGCAGACACAGGUGUCCAUACGGCAGCGCAGGCUCAGCCAGCAGGAGCGACGCUCGGCUGCCGCCAAGCUGCGCCAAGCCGAGGAGAGCGAAAAACACUGGAAGGAGUUAGCAGAGCAGCAGGAGCGCCACCGCCUGCAGAGGCUGCAGCAGGCAGCACGUGAGGAGAAGCACAAGAAGACCCUGCAGGAGCAGAACCUGAAGGCCCUCGAGGAGGAGCGGGCGGCCGUGCUGGAGCAGGAACGGCUGCUGCUGAAGGAGAAGCUCACUAUGGCCGAGCUGAAGAGGCAGGAGAAGGAGCACCAGGCCCAGGAGGAGAGAAGAGGCCUCAACAAGGCGGAGAGGAGGCGCCAUGCCGCCCUGAUCCAGGAGAUCGCUCGGCGGGAGCAGGAGGAGCGGGAGGAGGCCAAGAGGACAGCGGAUGAGAAGCUGAGCCGCUCCCUAGAGAACUACGAGCAGCUGGUGGAGCGGCGAGGCCAGGAGCUGAAGGAGAAGGCCAAGCGUGAGGAAAAGCAGAUCCAACGCGCCCGCAAGGCUGCUGAGAAGCGCGAGAGGCAGCAGCAGCAGCAGCUGGAGGCCCGUGUCAAAGAGGCUGAGAAGCGGGCCCGGCAGGCCGCGCUGGUGGCCGAGGAGCGCGCCAAGGAGAAGGCCCAGCGUGCCGUCCAGUCCCGGCAGGAGAAGGAGCGCCUGCAGAGGCUUAACCGGCAGCGCGUGGAGGACGAAGAGAGGCAACGCCGCAUGGAGCUGCUACAGUCCAUUGAGAGGAAAUUGGAGAAAAGCGAGCAGAUCUUCAAGGAGAAGCGAGCCGUGCUGGAGAGUGCUCGCUCUGUCGCCCGCGCAUCCUUUCACGUGCGCGACAAGGUGCGCGAGGAGACCAAUAUGCGCACUUUUGACAAAAUGGCACUGGAAGCUCAGCUCAAAGCCGGCCUGGAUGACAAGUAGAUGUCAGCUUUACCUUUUUCCCCCCCCAAACUAAACAUCCCCUUACAUCUCAACACCACCAGGAAUCAAACCCGAUCCAAAUUUUCUAGUGAAGAAACAAGCCUUCCCUCCAUGACAACUACUGAGGCUUUUAAAGGAGAACUCUUGCAAGCCACCCGGAGCUUUACACACUUAUAGAAAAGGGAGGAAUUGUUGCGUAAAAUAGGGCUCCUGGCUGGACUGGUACUCAAGAUGAAUCACCAGGUGGCCUCCUCCCUCCCUCCUUUCUUCCAUCCUCUCUUCCAGCCGCCUACAUGCUCAUCUUAACAGGUCCACAAGAUGAACCUCCAGACGUCCCCUAGCAGGACUCUCCUUCUUUCUUCCUUCCACUCACAGCCCAAAAAGUUUGACCUUCAUGGAUGAGACGCAACCCGCAAGGUUUCAAAGACAGCUUUUUGAGCAUCAAAGCAGUGGGGUCCACAACAUCUUCCCUAUCUGCACCCCCAUCCCUCCCCCAAAUGUUCAACUUAUCUUGAAGUACACAAGUUGAGGUGUGGCCAAAAUUAAAAUAGUCGCCGCCCGAAAACAAUCAAAAACCAAAAUAAAAGAUUUUUUUGUCUUUCCAAGAUAGAUUUGCGUGGUCUGUGCUAUGUGCGGAAUUAUGGGUGCUGGCUUGGAAUGCAACUUCCUGUCUCCCCCAGUAUGUAAAAAAAAAAAAAACUAAGACAGUGUUACCUCUGUUUUCGUUCAGAAUUAGUUCCAAAAACGUCAGCCGAAAACCGAAUCGUACGAAAACUGAAGCAACUUUUCACAUAAGAAAUCAUGUAAAUCCAAUGAAUCCGUUCCAGAUACCCAAAAAUAUUUAACACAAAACUAUAUUUUAUAGGAUAUAAUUAUAGUUUUUCAUGCAGAAAACAAUAAAAAAAAUUAUUAAAAAAAAAAUUACGAAUCAAAUGGAUAAAUGGACAUUUACUGUAUCAUUUUUACCUUCAUUCAUUCAUUUACUCAAGACUCCGGCUUCCUCCCACAUUCCAAAAGUAUGCAUGUUAGAUCAAUUGGAGACUCUAAAUUGUCCAUAGCAAUGUUACAGUAUUGUUUUUGUUUGCAACUCUUCACUUUUUACAUGGUAGUUCAUCAAAAUGUUUCGUUUUACUUACUUUUACGGCUACUUUUUUGGAAUUGUGGUUUCUUUUCUCUGCCGUUCUUCAAAUAAACCCAUUACUAUUGUAUUAGAAAUGUAAAUUUCACAUUUUGCUCAGCGAGUCCAUUGUCUCUAUUGUUUAGAAGCACAAAAAUAACCUUAUUGAAUUUUUUUGCAGUAAUGUAAGGGAUUGAGAAAACAACUUAGCACUGGAGGUUCUGGUAUCUUGUGUGCGGAUGAUCUAAAGUAGUGUUUCCACAGUAUUUCAUGAAAGGUGAGUCAUUUGAAGCAAAGAUUCAGAAGUGCUAUGAUGUGACACACAAUGCAAUAGGGGUGUAACGAUUGGUCUACUACAGCGAUGUAUCGAUUUAUAUUCCUAUAUCCAACUAUCCAUCUAUUCCAGAUCCAACUACAUCGAGCUGUGUUCGGCAAGUUGCCAUUCCGGACAACAUAUAUCGAUCUAACAUGGUUUAAAAGGUAAUCAAUUGCAUCGAUACUAGGAAAUAAAGCACUGGAUUUAAGUGCAGCAGGCUUUAUAUGGAUGUGUUUUUUUAGCACUUUUAAUGAUAAAGAAGUUAAACAUUACUCGAUUCAGCCUGCCUGUCUAUGAUGUCAUCUCCACGCGCCAGCAGACCAUGAAACGUAGCACGGCGGAUGGCAGCAGACAAGCCGGCGAGCGAGAAAUAAUUAAGCCACCAUUGCCGUCCAGUGUGUGGAAACACUUUGGUUUUGCAAAGAGGGAGAUGUUCUAAAUAAGUCGCUCGCUGUUUGGAGGAUAUGUAAAUACCACGGCAAGACAACAAAUCUAAGGCGGCAUGGGAUUUCACACCGUCCAAGCACCUCUCUUUCACGCUGCAGCAGCAGCGCAAAGUAACGUCAGUAUCACAGUUGGCUCAGGCACGGCAGCAGGGCGGCAAUGACAGUCAGCUCUUACUGCACUUACUGGACUUUUAUUGAAAAUUCAUGCAGAAAAGGUUAAGCUCGUGUUAAUUCAGCCUGAAGUGUUGGUUCCACUUUAUUCAAAUAAAAUGUGAAUGCAUUGCCAUUAAUUGUUGUUUCCUUGUUUGUUUAUCAGAUUGGAUCGUUCUAAAUGAACCAAUAUCCUCGUGGGAUCCUAUCGGCAACCACGAAUCAUGAUGCGAAUCAAAUCGUUAUUAAAACAAAUCGUUACACCCCUACAAUUCAAGGUUGUGAACAAAUGGUUGGGCUGUGUUACCAGUGCUGGCAGUUAUGAGGUUUGGAUCUAGAGUCUUGAAAGUAGAGCAAGAACUUCUGAGGUUAGUGCCAAAGUGACUUUUAAAAACUGCAAAGUGUCCUCUGGGUCACAUGUGUACCUCUUAGGAGUUAAACGGUGUGCCCUAAUAAAAGAACUACAAUCUUGCCUAACUCAUUUCUCUUCAGCCCGUCAUGACACAAACAUCGACAAUAAUCAGUUCCGUGCUGGGCGGACUGGGGGCGUGACGUUUUUCAUCCCCACAGA
Molecule: messenger RNA, 5585 nt
Organism: Dunckerocampus dactyliophorus (ringed pipefish)
Lineage: Eukaryota; Metazoa; Chordata; Actinopteri; Syngnathiformes; Syngnathidae
Gene: ccdc177
Product: coiled-coil domain containing 177
Exons: 3
Coding region: 568-2985 (805 amino acids)
Source: RefSeq, a predicted model, not a curated record